Messenger RNA from Scatophagus argus, 10466 nucleotides. It is a transcript of the gene prkd3, whose product is annotated as protein kinase D3. The coding region runs from base 6589 to 8952 and encodes 787 amino acids. The record is from RefSeq and is a predicted model, not a curated record. Lineage: Eukaryota; Metazoa; Chordata; Actinopteri; Scatophagidae. Gene Ontology annotation, biological process: protein phosphorylation. The transcript is spliced from 18 exons. Gene Ontology annotation, molecular function: protein serine/threonine kinase activity; ATP binding.
CUCAUUCAAGCCCUCUUUCACAUGUUUCAUAUGUUUUCAGUUAUAAAGGACUGAAAACAGAACGUGAUCGAUCUCUCAUCAAACAUUUUUCUGUAGUGUCCUGUGAAGUGAAAUGUUUUCCACAAACACAUGCAAACCUCUUUCAGUUAGCAUUAGCUUGUUUUUCGAUUUCAGCCGUAAUACCGAAGGCAGUCGAUUGCCAACGCGAUGCUCCAACAUGUGUUUUGCCAUCUCCUGCCAUAUUCAUCUGUUUAGGUUUUGUUUUCCAAAGCAGACAUCUGGGCCUCGUGCCUCACAAUGAGUCAAACACCGCAGAAGCAUGCACACAACAGCACUGAUGCUCCUUCAGUUACAGGACACAGUCUAGUAGCACCAGUUAUUUACAUUGUGGUAUAAUGUCAUUGCGUGAUGCAAUUGCACGCAUACAGGAUCAUAUGCACACACAUCCAGAACUGCUCGGUGGUUUUCCUCCGCCUGUGUGAUGCUGGAUCUGCUUUAUUUUCCACGACACUGGCAACGGGUUGUAAUGACGCUGGAGUGUAGCCUCAGCAUAAGAAGUGGCUUUAAACACAAGUAUAGGCUGCAUCAUUCAACGUCAUUUGCUAUUUCACAUUUGGUCGUGUGAGAACUUACCAAGUGCAAAUCAACGGCGCCAGCUUUAAUUUGCCUGUUCUUGUUCGUUUGUGCUGAAAGUGGUCAGGCCUGAUCGUGGUUUGCGUGUGUAUGUGUGUGUGUGCAUGCCUGUUUGUAACAUACAAAGUAAGAAGGAAAACACUCUUUUUGUUUCUAAUUCAAAGUGGCCCCAUAAAAUAAUAAGCAAUGUAAUGCUACAACAGCACAGAUGUUAUGCCUUUUAUAUGAAGUGGUUUUCUCUGCCAGAAGGGUAUAUUCACAUAAAUAUACACAUAUAUUUCACAUAAACGGGAGCGUUAAAACAGCAGCUAAUUUGCACAGUAAGUAUUACUGUGAGCGCUGCAAAAAGAUUGAAAGUUGAUCAUAUCUGUCAGUAUAUUUAUAGGUACAUAUUUAUUAUAUAGUAUUUGUAGACAUAUGGAGCUUAUCUAAAGCUUUUUAUCAGUAAAUGAUGUCUUCUUUGAGCCCAUGGAUGUGUACUUCGUUGCUGUGAGGGAUUAAUGGUGUGCAAAGCCUGUUGGAAUAAUGAAAUGGCUCCUAUGGGCAUUCACACGUUGCUGUUUUUUUAACCUCGUGUGUAUAAUGAUGAUUAAUCCAUUUGUGUCCAUAAUUAUCAUUGACUGAAUAAAAAGAGGGUGAUUAAACAAAGCACUUUCAUCAGCCACUGGGAUCUGAACAUUUGGGUCAGUCAGAGCUAUAUUUGUGCUUGAGGUGAUGAUAAUGGAAAUAAGGAAAAAUGAAUGAGGAACAAACUCGUGUUGAACAGCAAGUGGAAGAUAUUGAAGGAGCUAUCUGUAUUUCGCCUGUGUCCCUUGGUUUCAUGUUGUCCAAGUUGACAUUCCAGAGGAGCAGGGUAAUGUUGUUGUUCUUUAUGAGGUCUGCUGAUUCUCACUAGCUAGUUAUGAACAGUUCUGGUCCGCAGAGCAGAAAAUCUCAUCACUGCGCAUAUUUGCAUGGAUCCUGUAACAUAUUGGCAUAUCUGCAAGAAUCUGUAACAGGAAAAGGCUGGGAAAUAUGAUACUUUGAAGACGAUCCAUAAGGGAAAUCACUGUGCAGUGAAUUCAUGGUGAUAACAAUAAGCUGCCAUGGUGAGAACAGGAUCACCAAUUGACUAUGUGCAGUUUCAUCACAGUAUAUCACUUUAUAUCAUAUGCAUUCAUUUAUGGUUGGCAUGUGCUCUAAUUUAUAGCUAACAGUCAUGGUAAAAGGCUAUGUAAACAUCUGACCAUACUGUACAUCAUUUUUAUUGUAAUAUACUGUGCAUCAUCCCCACAGAACAUAUCCAACCCAAUCAUCCACAUUAUUGUGCAUUUCUUCUAUUAAACACUGCCAAAUGCAGUGCACUGCCUCAGCUAUUUCAUGAAAUCCAGCCAUAUGGCUUUGAUAUCAGUGGAAAAUGUGACUGUAGGCCUUCAGUGCUCUCCAGUCCAUCCCUGCCUCGCUUCUUGUUCUAAAAUAUGCAUGACAAUGGUGAGCCUUUUACAAAAUCCGCUCAUGCUGGCCAACUUUUCCAGCUGAGGAUCUCUGACCCUAGCUUAGCCGCUGACAGCCGUCCCAGGAUGUCUCCAGUCAGCAGAACCUCAGGUGUCUGUCAGCAGAGGUGAGACAGGAAAAAGCUUCAGACUUCACGUGGUAAUAUCUGCAUGGAGACAGAAUCUGGAUGGAAGUGUAUUCCCCUCCUUCCUCCACUGAGAGCUGGCCUGCUUCACAGAGUGACUCACCGUUCAGCCAUGCAACAAACAGGGAUGCUUAUCCCAACUUAAAUCUGUCCGUUCAGUGUCAAGUUUUCUGCUGUGUCAGCUCUUGUGAACUUUCAGAGUGGUUAAAACAUGACAUUAACCAUGUUGACAUCAUGUUAGCCUUCAGUCUUGUGGCUGAGCAAUUUGUCCAUCCUCUGGGCCCUGGUUACUGUGCGACUCUGCUCCUCCACCACCCUUGACUUAUUGGAACAGUAAAGCAGGAUUUAUAGUUGACUCAAGGGAUUAACAGGAAUCCCACUAUGGAUACAGUGUAGAUUUUGUUUUAUACUUCGGCAUCCGAUCUCUCCCAUUCAUAUCACCAUCACAUCGCUAUAGACGUGUAUUUAAUUGGCCUGUAUUCCCCAUACUAACUGUGCUUUCAUUCUUUCAUUUACUUUAUGAUACAGAGAGAGAUCCUGCACAUCUCUCACACACACAGUUAGAGGACAGGAGUCAUGGCAGGGUAACCUGUAAAAUUAUUUUGCCUUGUCAGGUUACUGAAUGGGAGACUUUUGUAUUACUGAAAAGGAGAAGACUACUUAUCUCUUAUCUAGUCUUUUAUCUAACUUCCUUAAUCGUGUCUUCAUUCUCAACACCUCCACCUCAACAUUCAUACUUUUGAUUGCAGAUAGAAGUCCCAGCCAUUCUACAAAGAAACUUCUUUUAGGCUGCUUGUAGCUGCCAUAUCAUUCUUUCACUAUGUUCUCAAAACUUGUGACCAUAGCUCAAGGAUAGAACAUUGGGUUUUCCGAUGAAGUGAGUGUUUUACUUUGUCGCACUUUUGCUCAUGUUAGUGCAUGCUCCUCUUUGCAGCCCCAAGAUGUUUUGGUGUGCUAGACAGCAACAUCAUGAGAAACCAGCUCAUGUCCAAUUUGGCCAGAGCCUUUGUAUUAAAGAUGUUUGUUACGCGCAGAGAAACCACUUUACAAACCAUGGCCUGUUUGCUACUAUAGCAGAUGCACUCUGGAUGCAGUUGAACAGCUGUAAAAUUACCAGAUGUUUGCAUGUGCUCUCGUUUAGUGUGUAUAAUGUGUCAUGGCUUCAGGGUUGACAUGUCAUAUCUUUUGUGAAGCCUUUAGUUUUGAAUCAGUCUCAUUGUUUGACAGGGAGCCACGUAGCCUGUUAUAAUAGCUGUGUAUUGUAUAAAUUUUGUACGGUUCAUUCCUCUUCCUGCUAAAGACUCAACCGCAUUACUUGGCCAGUGUCCACUGUAUAGAUUUACUUUCUCUCUGUUCUUUGGGCUGAUCUGAACUUGGUUUUGAUAGUAGUGGUUUGGACCACAUUUACCAACUUUGGUGGUUAAGGCAACCUGAUCUUGAUAUGUGCUUGUAGAGCAGCUAUUGUGAUUACAGCAAUCUAUGGAAUACUUUAAAAUAUGACUAUUUAAGUGUCACCACUUGGCACAAGGGUAUCAAUCCUGAGCCAGGCUCCUUGUGGACUGUGAGAAAGGAUGAAUGGAGCCAGCCAGUGGGUGGUGGAGACCCUCCCUGGCGGGUACAGUCCAGCCCAGAUCUACCAUGACGGUGCAUUGAUGGCCUCCCAGUGGUUACAUGCAGCUACAAGUUGGGACAGCCUUGUUUCACUGGUCGGGUCUGUCUGGUUUUUGGGCUUGAUGAAUGGUGCGAGAUAAACAUCCAUAGCUUCCACUUGUUGAGCGCUUCCUGUUUGGUGUCGCCCAAGUCCUCUCGUGCAGCCAGAGAGGGAGCAGUGGCGGGACAAAAGUUCACGACUCCCUGAGAAUGACUUCCAGUUAGCCAGCUGGUCAGCCUGGACAGCCAGCCUUUUACAGAACAUUCCUCUUCAUCCAGGCAUAUUUGGAGGAUGAUGUGAUGUUACUUAGGAUGGGUGGGAUUAGACUGUUCGGAAACUGAAAUAUUUGAAACUAAACACUUACUUAACAUUUGACACAUUUCUGUGGAUGCUGUAAUGGCAAUUGCACAAUGAAAACUGUUUUGUUUUCUGUCUUUAUGGGACUACAUUCAGCAUCCUACAGAGACACAAUUGAAUUUUCUAGUGAAGGUUGGCAGCAAACAUGUUUCAUAUAAAAAGAGAAUUUACAGUUUGGCAUCAGUUUAAGGCUUUUUCACUAUCAAAGGGGAUGAUAAAGCUUAGAAGGAGGAAGGAAAUUUGGCAUAGGUAAUGGAAAAAAGUAUUAAACCUUGGCCUCAAAUGUUAGUUUUAUGAAUACUUUAAUUUUAGCGCUUGUCCUUUGGAUGUUGCUGCAUUUUCACUCCAGAUGGAAAUGCUGUGAAAGGCAGCUGCCUCAGCCACAGGUUUCCCUACUGGUUUUGUCAGUACUGCAACUCCCAGUCUCUGGUUGAGGGCUGUACAGCUGCCUCUGUAAUUAGUGAGACAAAGGCUUUUUUGAGUCAGAAAAAGGCUACGUUGGACAACAUACAGUAAAACAGAGAGUAUUGUAAAAGAAGAAGGAUUUGGAUUUUUCUAAACAUUUCAGUAAUAUCACUUGCAUGAUGUAAGGUAAAACUGGGAAACCAGAUCGGCUCAGUUUAAUUAGAUUGAGUCACAGCAUUUGCGAGGCUUUCUUUGGUUAGCAUUUGCAUGCCAUCAGUGAUGUUGUAUCAGCUUGUAGGUGUUGUUUAUUCUGUCUGAGUGUGAUCAGAAGAUUCAUCUUUGGUGAUUUACUUUUAAAACACAAAAUCAAUUUAUGACUCUCAGGUGACUCUCACUAGCAGAUCUUUAUGUGCUGUUGAGGUUUGUCAUAAAGUUGGACUUGGUCUGGCAAAAAGUGUCUAUAGAAAGAACCAAAAGAAAAAGAAACAGAAGAAAAUGAUAGGAGAAAGUAGAAAGAAAGAAGAGUGCAGAUGGAAAAUAUAGUGACUGCAGUUCACAUCGACCAAAACUAACUGAAACACACGGGAAAUAAAUCACCACCAUCUCCCUCCUUCCCUCCCUCCCUUCGCCAGUAUAAGCCCACAUCUGCAUGUUCCUAUGGAGCUGGCAGCCAUAUUUCACCCCAGAGGACGUCCCAACAGCACAGGGCUUUAUGUGUGAUGUACAUGAGGCCAGACGUUUCCUGGAAAGCACAUUCAGCUCCUCCUCAAGAAAAAACAGGUCAAAAAUUAGUCCAAAUAUUCAUUGUAGGCAUUGGUUGUGAAUACACUCAGAAAAGUCUGCAGCCUUUUUCCAACUUAGAUAGUAUUCACCUUUCAUUUGCUGGCAUACCGAUAUAUUCCAAAACCAUGGAGUUUACUAAAUCGAUAUUGCAUAUUGGGAUUGCUGAAAAAAGCCUUACAUGUACAAGUCAAAAGCCCACUUGCACAAGGAAUCUAUCAAUUUCCCCAGUCUUGGAGUAAUUUGUGGAGAACGGAGAGAGAGAAGAAAGAAAAAAAAUUUCUCUGAAGUUAAGUGAGCUACGUAAUUUCUACCAUCUGUAGUGCACAUUUCUGCCGCCUUUCUCUCCUCUAAAUGUAAAGUGGCAAGGCAGAACGCAGGGCCCAGCCACAAGACUCAGAGAAUGACAGAGUGGAGAAGAGUGGUCUGCUCCAGGGAGUGGGGGCAGGGGAGGCUGGGACAGUCCUGUUGGCAGGCCUUGCAAGGGGCACAGAGCGGGCUUGUGGCCACUGAACGACUGAUGUCCUGGUGUCACUGGUGCCAGAACCAUCAAUAGGGCUGCUCCUGCCUUCAACUGUGGCUUUGCUUUGGAUAUUCUGUACUACUAGGGUUGCCCUUCACCAUGCUUGACUUUUGCCGGUGGCAGGAGAUAAUCUUGCACCAGUCCAAUCUCUGUUAAUGGCUGGCUGAAUGGGCUUUUGAUUGUGAUUAUAUUGAAGUGGUAGUCAGCAGUAAUGUUGAACCAUUUAAUACCCAGCAAUCCUGGUGACUUUGUCCUUGUGAAGCCAACCACGUGUAGUGAUUUAGGAGCACUUCCUGAGACACUCCACUAGUUUCCAUUCAUAAAUUUCUAACCAUAACUUAACACGGUUGGCAGAAAGGGGAUAUCUCAUUUCCCUUAUUAAUUUACUCAUUAACAGUUUUGAGUGUGGAGUUCCUCCUUCACUGCACUUGCUGACAACCUCAGCACACGUAGAGGACUUCAGCCAUGACAGCUGCUGAAGAGCAGGGGGCAAAUGACAUGGACACUGCCCUCUUUUAUGAUAUUGACCCUUCCUAAGCAGACCUGGUUAAUAGCUAAUGCCACUUUUCUGAACCUGAGAACUUCUCAUCUCAGCAGUUCCCAGAGUGCGGCUUCUUCGGCAUGUAUGACAAGAUCCUGCUGUUCCGCCACGACUUGAACCACGAGAACAUCCUGCAGAGGCUGACCUCGGCAGAAGACAUCCAUGAAGGAGACCUCAUUGAGGUGGUGCUCUCUGCCCAAGCCACUGUUGAAGACUUCCAGAUCCGACCCCAUGCCCUUUAUGUCCACUCCUACAAGGCCCCCACCUUCUGCGACUACUGUGGGGAGAUGUUAUGGGGUCUCGUCCGGCAGGGGCUCAAAUGUGAAGGAUGUGGGCUAAACUAUCAUAAGCGCUGCGCAUUUAAGAUCCCAAAUAACUGUACUGGUGUAAGGAAGAGACGAUUGUCUAAUGUCUCACUGCCCGGACCCUCCCUCUCUGUCCCCCGGCCGGCUCCUGCUGAAAAUGCCGUGGUCGUCCUGGAUGAGCAGAGGUCGCAUCAGGAGGCAGGGAAGCGGAUCCUGUCCUGGAGCGGUAGGCCUAUCUGGAUGGAGAAGAUGGUGCUGGGACGGGUUAAGGUGCCACACACAUUCGCCAUUCACACUUACACUCGUCCGACUAUUUGCCAAUACUGCAAGCGUCUUCUCAAGGGUCUGUUUCGCCAGGGCAUGCAGUGCAAAGAUUGCAGAUUCAACUGCCAUAAGCGAUGUGCUUCAAAGGUACCUAGAGACUGUUUGGGGGAGGUGGACUUCAAUGGAGAACCGGCAAGCCCUGGUCCAGACUCUGACACGACCAUGGACACUAUGGAGGUGGACAGUAGCGACAUGGAUGGCAGCAGAGGACUGGAUGACCCGGAGGAACCCUCCACCCCAGAUGAGAGGAUGUUUGACAUGGAUUCUCCCUUCUUGGAUAGAGAAAAAGACGAAGAGCCUAUUAAGACUAUAAGCCCUUCCACUAGCAGCAACAUCCCUCUGAUGCGAGUGGUCCAGUCCAUUAAACACACCAAGAGGCGUAGCUCCACCGUGGUGAAGGAGGGCUGGAUGGUUCAUUAUACGAGCAGGGACAACCUGAGGAAGAGACAUUACUGGAGGCUGGACAGCAAGAGCCUGAGUCUCUUCCAGAAUGACACCGGAGCCAAGUUUUACAAAGAGAUCCCUCUGUCUGAGAUCCUCCAGGUGGAGCAGUCCAGAGACUUCAGUAAUCUGGCCCAGGGCAGCAACCCACACUGCUUUGAAAUCAUCACAGCCACCAUGGUCUACUAUGUAGGGGAGAACAACUGCAGUCCCUACCACAGCCCUGCACUUGCCGCCUCAGGAGUUGGCAUGGAGGUGGCUCAGGGCUGGGAGAAGGCCAUCAGACAGGCCCUGAUGCCCGUCACCCCGCAACCCAGUGUGGCCAGUGCCGCCGGCCAGGGCAAAGAUCAUAAAGAGCUGUCCAUCAGCAUAUCUGUGUCCAACUGCCAGAUCCAGGAGAAUGUGGAUAUUGCCUCAGUGUACCAAAUAUUCUCUGAUGAGGUGCUGGGAUCAGGGCAGUUUGGCAUCGUAUACGGAGGCAAACACAGAAAGAGUGGCAGAGAUGUGGCCAUCAAAGUUAUUGACAAGAUGAGAUUUCCCACCAAGCAAGAGAGCCAGCUGAGGAACGAAGUGGCCAUAUUACAGAAUCUGCAUCACCCAGGCAUCGUCAACUUAGAGUGUAUGUUUGAGACGCCAGAGCGGGUGUUUGUUGUCAUGGAGAAGCUGCAUGGCGACAUGCUGGAGAUGAUUCUGUCCAGCGAGAAGAGCAAACUUCCUGAACGAAUCACCAAGUUCCUCGUCACGCAGAUCCUAGUGGCCUUGAGACAUCUGCACUUCAAAAACAUUGUUCACUGUGACUUGAAGCCUGAGAAUGUACUACUGGCCUCUGCAGAGCCCUUUCCUCAGGUAAAGCUCUGUGACUUUGGCUUUGCCCGAAUCAUCGGCGAGAAGUCGUUCCGGCGGUCUGUGGUGGGCACUCCAGCUUAUUUGGCUCCAGAGGUGCUGCGCAGUAAAGGCUACAACCGCUCUUUAGACAUGUGGUCAGUAGGAGUCAUUGUGUACGUUAGCCUGAGCGGGACAUUCCCCUUUAAUGAGGACGAGGACAUUAAUGACCAGAUCCAGAAUGCUGCUUUCAUGUACCCCCCUACACCUUGGAAGGACAUCUCAGCAGAGGCCACAGAUCUGAUCAACAAUCUUCUGCAAGUCAAGAUGAGGAAGAGGUACAGCGUGGAUAAGUGUCUCAGCCAUCCGUGGUUACAGGACUAUCAGACAUGGCUGGACCUCAGGGAGUUUGAGACGCGACGAGGCGAGCGCUACAUCACCCACGAGAGUGAUGAUGCACGUUGGGAGGAGUACGCCGACGAGCACAGUCUCGUUUACCCCAAACAUUUCAUCAUGGCUCCCAACCUGGAUGACAUGGAGGAGGACCCCUAGUGGCAGACGACACUUACUACACCACAUGUAUUAAGGACAUUGUCGCUUAAGAUUGUCGCUGGGACUUGUUUCAUGAAGCUUUGGGGAGUGGCAGAUUUUCCCUCCUGAACUGUUUGUUGUGGAAACAGAGAGAAGCUGAUCAGGCAGAGAGUCGCCCUCCACAGGCUUUAAAAGUGAGGAAAACCCGACAGCGUGUGUAGCACGAUGCACUGCUACAAGGAGCAUGCAGAUGGAGGUGCGUGCCACAGAAACGCAUUAAGAAACUGUCAGGAGACAAGAGUGUUCCUCUUCUUUUUGCACAAUAUCAAAACAUUCCAUGGAUUUGCUCAAGUUUGGAUGAACUUUGAAAACAAACACAAACCGUCACACACAAGGUGAACUUGAUAGUUUAGAUAUUCACACAAUUUUGGAUAACUUUGAGUAAUAAUAUGACUCUGAUCUUUAUGGAAGAUAAGAGAUGAGAGAGAGAAAGAGAGCACGUACCCCAGGAGUAAAGGGCACUUUUCACAAGGGAUUUACAGUCAGAGAAUUUAAAACACAGGAGUUUUAUUCUCAUUCCUGAACUGUUUGUGAGACUGUCCUUUGACAUCAAACUGGAACUAUCACAUAUGUUUGUAUUUUUUUUUAAAGUAUUUUGUAAUUGUGGUAGAGUUUUGCACUAUAUUACAAUUGAAUAGAGCAAUUGAAUAGAAACACUAUUUGCUGCUACAGAAAGCAAACAGUUUUCGAGUGUCCAGUUUAAGCAGUGAUAUUCAGCAGGAAGUUGAUGCAGCUCUCACAGAAUUGGCUGCUUUGUCAUCAUUUAUUUUGGGCACACUUCAACAAGUUUUUUCAACCAACAUGUUGUCAGAGUUUGAUCUGUUAGUGGCAGCUAAUAGUGUGCAAGUUUUAUCAACUUUCCCCUGGAGUGUUUGGCCAACAGACCCCGAGCAAAUAUCUUAACAAAAAACAUUUGUUUCUGUGUUUUCAAACCUUUUUCUAAGUUGACAUUGUGAAUUUGUUCAGUGCUACAAGACCGUGACCCUGAACUGUCAGUAAAUGCAAUAAUGGAGCCAAUUUUUUUCUGGUCAACGUGAGGCUUAAGCAGCACAGACUCCAUGUUGGAGGAUCAUGUUGUGUGUCUUUCUCUGUACUAUCGCAGUAUUCUUGAAUGUGACUUUUUAAGCACACUGAUUCUGGAAUAUGUGUUGUAUGUCGUUGUAUCGACCUAGGUUCUACAUAGAACAAAUUAUUGGUGUUAGUUUCACUAUGUUGAUUAUGUUGUCUGGACCAUUUCAACAGCCAUUGUGUCUGGACUGUGGACAUAGUAGAAACUAGGUAUGAUUUGAUUCAUGUGGGAGUUUAUAGCAUUACGGUUUUGUAGUUUGCUCUGUCGGUGUGUUUUGGGAGUACUUUCCUGUUCCCUUUUGUCCUCUUCCUGUCUUUUGUUGCCGCUGGAUUGGCAGGUGUCACUGUUUUGUAUAUUUCAGUACAUAACAAUGGAAUAAAAACCCAACUUCUCACCUGAGAAUGAA